AUGGCCUUCUUCUCCCGACUAGACCUUCAGGAGGGCCUCCAAACUCUCUCUGUUUUGCAGUGGAUUGCAACCUAUAUAAUUUUAGGAGCUAUUCCCAUUCUCCUUAUACCCUACUUUCUGGUGUUCACUAAAUUCUGGUCCUUGGCUGUGCUCUCCUUAGCCUGGCUCGCUUAUGAUUGGAACACCCACAGUCAAGGUGGUAGGCGUUCAGCUUGGGUACGAAAUUGGACCCUCUGGAAGUAUUUCCAAAAGCACUUCCCAAUAAAGCUGGUGAAGACUCAUGACCUUUCUCCCAAACACAACUAUAUCAUUGCCAACCACCCACAUGGUAUUGUCUCUUAUGGUGUCUUCAUCAACUUUGCCACUGAGGCCACUGGCUUUUCUCAGAUUUUCCCAUCCAUAACUCCCUUUUUAGGGACUUUGGAAGGGAUCUUCUGGAUCCCAAUUGUGCGAGAAUAUGUGAUGUCAAUGGGUGUGUGCCCAGUGAGUAAGUUGGCCUUGAAGUAUGUGCUGACCCAGAAAGGCUCAGGCAAUGCCAUAAUUAUUGUGGUGGGUGGAGCUACUGAAGCCCUCUUGUGCCAUCCAGGAGCCUCCACCAUCUACCUCAAAAAGCGUAAAGGUUUUGUAAAGUUGGCACUGAAGACAGGGGCAUACCUUGUCCCUUCCUAUUCCUUUGGCGAGAAUGAGGUUCACAAUCAGUUGACUUUUCCUGAAGGCUCAUGGAAAAGGUUCCUCCAAAACAUCUUCCAGUACACCGGCAAAAAAAUCCUGGGACUAAACUUCUGUAUCUUUCAUGGUCGGGGCCUCACUCGUGGAUCCUGGGGCUUCCUGCCUUUCAAUAGGCCAAUUACCACUGUAGUUGGAGAACCCCUGCCAGUUCCCAAGAUUAAGAAGCCAAACAAGAAGACCGUGGAUGAGUACCAUGCCCUCUACAUCAGUGCUUUGUGCAAGCUGUUUGAUCAACACAAAGUUGAAUAUGGCCUCCCUGAGACCCAGAAGCUGACAAUCCUAUAACAGGGACCAUUUUCCCUUUACUAAAUCCCCAAUGCCAUAAGAAAUCCAUGUAAAGCCACAGGGAAAAAAGAAUUGGAGGAAAGGGGAGGAUUUCAAGGAUGAAAGGGGAGGCCAAACAAGCAGGAAGUACUUAAUGAAUUGGGGUUUCAGUAAUGGAAUUAUCUCCCAAAUGGCCAAAGCAGAUUUGGAGGAAGGAACCAAAAGUGAGGGGAGGACUGGAGAGAGCUAGCUAGAAAAGUAAGUGACUACAUCACUCCUAGUUAUUCUAGGGUAUCAACCCAGUUUGAGAGUCUAGUGAGCCAGUCCAGCUAACUGUCUGAUCAGUGUAAUGAGAAGCAAAA
Messenger RNA from Tupaia belangeri chinensis (Chinese tree shrew), 1355 nucleotides. RefSeq names its product diacylglycerol O-acyltransferase 2 like 6 (gene DGAT2L6). The transcript has 7 exons. The record is from RefSeq and is a predicted model, not a curated record. Gene Ontology annotation, biological process: lipid metabolic process. Lineage: Eukaryota; Metazoa; Chordata; Mammalia; Scandentia; Tupaiidae. Bases 1 to 1014 code for a protein of 337 amino acids. Gene Ontology annotation, cellular component: endoplasmic reticulum membrane.